GACGGAGUCACUUUUGCGGGCAUGGGGCGGCUUCGGACACGCCCAGCUGUGUCCUUGAGCCUGCUGUCCUUUUCUGGCCUGUGGCUUUUCUGGAGGCCAAGCUCGCGUGCCUUUGUGGCCUCCCCGCUGCGCGCGGGCUCGGCGGUGCUGGGCACAGGGACAGAACAGCUUAGUCUGCCAGCAGAAGCCCACCGAGUUUCAGAGCAGGCGCUGCUGGAUUUCUACAACGUGACCCUGGACCGGGGCCUGUCCCAUGGCCAAGUCGAGGAGCAGCGCGCCAGGUUCGGCUUGAACCAGCUCGCGGAGCAGGCCAAGAAAUCCCUCUGGGAGUUGGUCUUGGAGCAGUUCGAUGACUUGCUUGUUCGGAUACUGCUCCUGUCAGCCUUUGUGUCUUUUCUUCUGGCGUACUUCAACACAGAUGAUCAGAAAGAGGGUGUAUCUGCCUACAUUGAGCCCUUGGUCAUUCUUAUGAUCUUGGUUCUGAACGCCUGUGUGGGGGUCUGGCAGGAAUCCAACGCAGAGCAGGCGCUGGACUCCUUGAAGAAGCUGCAGUCCGACACCGCCACCGUCUUGCGCGAGGGCCGCUGGGGCCAAGUUGAGGCGUCAGAUGUGGUGCCUGGAGACGUGUGCGAGGUGAAGGCCGGUGAUAAGGUACCAGCGGAUAUCCGCUUGGUGCAGUUGAAGACAACCACAAUCCGUGCGGAGCAAUCGCAGCUCACUGGGGAGUCCCAAAGCGUCCUCAAGGAUCCGGACCCGGUGCAGGAUCCAGAUGCUGUGCUUCAAGGCAAGAGCAACAUGCUUUUCGCCUCGACGACCAUCUCCAACGGUGCCUGUGUGGGGUGUGUGGUGGCCACGGGCAUGUCCACAGAGAUCGGCGCCAUUCAGGGGGCAGUGACCGAAGCCGGACAGGACGACCCCACGCCGCUGCAGAAGAAGCUGGACGAGUUUGGGACGACGCUGGCCAGAAUCAUCUUUGCCAUUUGUGCGAUCGUCUGGGCCAUUAAUUACAAGCACUUCACUGAUCCUGUGCAUGGAUCGUUUCUUCAGGGCUGCAUCUACUACUUCAAGAUUGCGGUUGCGCUGGCGGUGGCAGCGAUUCCAGAGGGACUCCCUGCGGUAGUCACAACCUGCUUGGCGUUGGGAACCCAGCAGAUGGCAGAGAGGAACGCCAUUGUGAGGAAGUUGCCAUCGGUGGAGACUCUGGGGUGCACGACGGUGAUUUGUUCCGACAAGACCGGCACCCUGACGCUCAACGAGAUGUGUUGCACACGCAUGGUUCUCCCGAGAAGCCCCACGGAGAUGCAGUCCUUCUCAGUCGAGGGCAAUGGCUAUUCGCCCUUGGGGAAGGUAAUGGAUUGGUCAGCGGAUUGGCAGGGCAACAAGGCGCUGCGCUUCUUCUGCAAGGUGGCCACGCUUUGCAACGACUCGCGGCUGAGCCAGGAGGGCUCGAGCAUUUGCCGCGUGGGGGAGCCCACGGAGGCGGCGCUGCGGGUGCUGGUGGAGAAGUUGGGCUGCCCCGAAGAGGCCUUGCAAAGAGCGCACUUCCAGCAAGAGAGGAGCAGUCAGACUGUCAUGGUGUUCAAUGACUUCUGGAGCGAGGGCGUGACAAAGCGGGCGACCCUGGAAUUUGCGCGGGACCGCAAGUCCAUGAGUGUCCUAUGCAGCGAUCCAGAGGUUCAGCCAGAGAACGUUCUGUAUGUCAAAGGUGCUCCAGAGAGCAUUUUGGACAGGUGCUCUGCCGUGUUGCUGCCGGAUGGCACGCAGACCCCCCUUUCUGACACUUCAAAAGCUGCCAUCAUGGAGACAACUCUUGGAAUGGCCGGCGAGGCGCUUCGAACUCUUGCGCUCGCCGUCAAGCUGGACCUGGAGGACUGUGGGCUGCAGGAUUACGAUGGACCGUCCCACCCCGGCCAUGCUGUGCUUUGCGAUCCUAGCGGCUUCGCCGCGGUGGAGCAGGGCAUGGUGUUCGUGGGCCUUGUAGGGAUCAUUGAUCCACCGCGGCCGGAAUGUAUGGAUGCAAUUGCAGCAUGUAACAAGGCGGGCAUCAGUGUCUUCAUGACAACCGGAGACAACAAGGUGACGGCUGAGGCCAUCUCCCGGCAGCUGGGUAUCCUUGCUCCCGACUCGGACGUCUCUGCCAAGUCCCUCACGGGCAAGGAGUUUGCUGACAUGUCCCAUGCUGACCGUGCAGAUGUGCUGAAGAGCAUGAUGGCGGAUCGUGGCAAGGAGGGUGCGGUCUUUUCCCGCAUGGAGCCCAAGCACAAGCAGAUCGUGGUGAAGAUGUUGAAGGAGCAGGAUGAAAUUGUCGCUAUGACCGGCGACGGCGUGAACGAUGCGCCGGCCCUGAAGCAGGCAGACAUCGGCGUGGCCAUGGGCAUGGGCGGCACCGAAGUGGCCAAAGAAGCCUCCGAUAUGGUGUUGGCCAACGACAACUUCUCCACUAUUGUGGCUGCUGUUGAGCAGGGCCGGUCAAUCUUCAAGAACAUGAAGGCUGUAAUCCGCUACUUGAUAUCCUCUAACAUUGGCGAGGUGGCGUCCAUUUUCCUGACUGCUGCCCUGGGGAUUCCAGAGAGCCUUGCUCCCGUGCAGCUCCUUUGGGUGAACUUAGUGACGGAUGGACUACCUGCAACUGCCCUGGGCUUCAACCCACCCGAUGAGGGCGUCAUGUCCGAACCGCCCCGCAGGAAGGACGACGGCCUGAUCUCAGGAUGGGCACUUUUUCGAUACCUUAUGAUUGGCCUCUAUGUUGGCAUUGCCACUGUGGGAGUCUUCAUCUACUGGUUCACCGCCGACGAGGGCCACACGCUGGUGUCGCUAGCGCAGCUCAUGGAUUGGGGCCACUGCUCGGCAGCCGACCUGUCUCCAGAGCCUAUGAUGGGAAUGGACUUCUCCGCGGAUCCGUGCAGCUAUUUCACCGUGGGCAAAAUCAAAGCAGCAACCCUCUCCAUCACAGUCCUGGUGAUGAUCCAGCUGCUCAACGCCUUCAACGCUGUGUCUGAGGAUGGGUCCCUGCUGUCAAGACCUCCUUGGCUAAAUCCAUGGCUGGUCGCAGGAUGUGCGGUGUCGGCAUUCCUUCACUGCGCCAUUCUGUACACCCCGCUGGCAAGUUUCUUUGGCGUUUGCCCGUUGGACGCUCAUGAUUGGAUGCUUGUGGCAGCUUUCUCCCUGCCCGUGCUGGUCCUGGAUGAAGUGCUGAAAUACGUUAGCCGGAUGCAGCGAGAAAGCGACUGAGGCAUAUGCUUCCCUUCAUUGUACUCAUGCGAGUGGCCCUCGAAGUUGCACACACACACACACAGAUUGUGCGCUGUUCAUGGGGAGGGCGUGGGCUGAAGCCGGGUGUUACAGUUGAGGCACACGAAACAGUCGAUUCGUUUGGUCGCAAGGUGGACGAUGGCACUGAGGCGUUGCAAGAUGUUGCAAGGUUCAGGGCUUCACCACCAAUGCUCCGUCCGCUAUUUCAACAACGGACCUGAUUUCUUAGGGUAUUGACUUUUGAAAUGAAAUGUGGUCGAGUUCCGCUGCCAUUCAGAACGAGACGCGGAA
This is a messenger RNA of Effrenium voratum, 3543 nucleotides long. The record is from the annotation of a GenBank genome assembly. Lineage: Eukaryota; Dinophyceae; Suessiales; Symbiodiniaceae.